AUGGUGGAAAUAAAGUUUUUAAAGGACAUUUGGAAAACCUGUAAGACUCAAGAGAUGGCAAAUACUGCAUCUGUUAAGGUCCAUGUGAAGUCCCUCUCCACUGCACGUGUUCACUCCCGGCUUCACGAAGGAAGAUGGACCAGGCGGCGACUCCACAGAGGCCCGAUCCAGUGGCGCUGGCAAGGGCCCGGAAGGGUCCCGAGUGGUCGUCAGGCGUCCUUUUCCCAGUGCUGCAGGCUGCUGGCUUUCCCUACUUCUCCCCGAGCCUCGAGAGUGCGCGCCAGGACUAACUUAAGUGAAACCGCGGGCGUCCCACCCCGCCCGGCUUCGCCUCGCCUCACGCUCGAGGGGAGAGGCGGGACCAAUCAGCGAGCGACGUCUCCCUUCCGAUUCGAGGCCCCCGACGCGCGGCUCACACCCCGAGCUCCCCGCGCGCUGAUUGGCUGCGCGUGCCGCCGGUCCGGCCGGGAGGCGGGGCGGGCCGAAGGCAAAGGGAGGCGUUGGCCCGCGAGUCCGCGAGCCCCGCUCAGCCCCGGGCCCUUCCCGCGGCGCUCAGCCUCCUUCCUUUCCUCCUCUGUUCCCUUCUUCCGUGCGCGCCCCGCGCUGCGCUGGGCCGGCGUGCCUCGCACCCUAACGGGCGUCUGGGGUCGCCAAUCAGCGGGCGGCAGUGUGCCAGCCCCGGGGCUGCGCCGGCGAAUCGGCGGGGCUCGCGGCCCGGGGUGGGAGGCGGGUUUACCGCGCGGCCGCGGCGGCGGAGGAGCACCUCGCCAGUCUGCAGCCUCCGAGCGCCGAGCGAGCCACUCGGAGGUGGGUGCACUGCGGCCAGCAGCAGAAACGGAGGGCGGAAGCGGAGGAUAGAUUCGAGAGGCUCUUUCUAUAGUGUGGAUUGUUGCCUUUAGUAAGAGCAUGUCGUCCAUCUUGCCAUUCACUCCACCAGUGGUGAAGAGACUCCUAGGAUGGAAGAAAUCAGCUGGUGGGUCUGGAGGAGCAGGCGGAGGAGAGCAGAAUGGAC
Molecule: messenger RNA, 1012 nt
Organism: Heterocephalus glaber (naked mole-rat)
Lineage: Eukaryota; Metazoa; Chordata; Mammalia; Rodentia; Bathyergidae
Source: RefSeq, a predicted model, not a curated record